AUGGCUCCAAGUUUGCGGGCACUAUCUCGGCAGGAACGUUUCUGCACUGACUCAAUGAAAAAUCUAGUUGAUCAGGUUAGCAAUUACGAUGAGCAAAGUGACAAAAACUUACUGGAAGGUUGGAAACGAAGAGUGGAAGAAAUUUUUGCGCAGUUUCAGUCGGUUCGUUUGCAAAUCGAAUUGGAGGAAGAUGAGAGUAAAUCUAUUGAUACCUCAUACGCGGAUGAAGAAGAAAAUCGCAGGAAACGCGAUGAAUUUGAACGUAACUAUAUGAUGGUGUAUGGGUUCAUUGUUACUGAAAUUCGCAAACAGAACAAUACCGAUUCCGAUGCAAAUAAGGUUAUCAUUUCCAAAACACGUGAUAGCUCCGACCAAAUGUUUUCUCGUAUCAAGUUGCCGGAAGUGAAGCUUCCGUCAUUCGACGGUUCCAUAAACAAUUGGCUCACUUUUCGCGACACUUUCGUGAGCAUGAUAGAUUCGAACUCACAGUUGAAACCUGUAGACAAGUUCACAUACUUACUAUCGUCACUCUCAAAAGAAGCAAAACGAGUGAUCGAGUCAGUAGAAUUGACUGGUGCGAAUUACGCAGUAGCUUGGGAGCUACUAAAUAAACGUUUCGACAACAAAAAACUUGUAGUGAAAAAUUAUAUUGAUUCUCUUCUCUCAAUUGAACCUAUGCGUAGGGAAUGCUAUGAGUCCCUAACACGCAUUAUCGAUGAUUUUGAACGAAAUCUUAGCAUGAUACAGAAGAUGGGAAUACCCACCGAUGGAUGGAGCGUACUUUUAGCACACAUGCUGUGCGCACGCUUAGAAGGAGCCACACUUAAGAUGUGGGAGCAACAUCAUAAAUCUACGGAUGUACCUACUUACGAAGUUCUGAUUGAGUUUUUACGAGGUCACGCAUCAGUACUACAGUCUUUAUCGUCAUCGUACAAAUCUCGUAAUCCCGAAUUCGCUAAAACAGAACCUGUUCGGCCAAUGAAACCGAAAUUAAUUCACGCUGUCACCAGUAACUUAUCGUCCAAAUUAUGCAUAUUCUGCAAGCAAGGUACACAUUCUGCAUUCCACUGCGACGCACUUCGUAAAAUGAACGUUUCUCAACGCUUUGAUGCCGUCAAAAGGAGUUCGCUGUGUAUCAAUUGUCUUUCGCCGAGUCAUCUCGUCAAACAAUGCCCAUCGAGCUCUUGUAGAGUCUGUGGACAAAAGCACCACACUAUGCUACAUCAAAAUGCCACAUUUCGCACACCAGAUCCUUCAAACUCGAAACACAUACCACCAGAAAGCAUACUCGAAUCCAACAGACCUCAACCUUCUCGCAACCCUCUAGCUGCCCAGCCUCUCGCCAACCCUUCAGCUCAGCCCUCUAACAUUGACAUACCUUCAACUUCGACCACCACCAGCUGCAUAUCGACCACUCUGAUAGGAAAUAUUCGAACAGUUCCUUCCACCGUAUUACUGCAAACCGCUGUCGUAAAAGUUUCGAAUCUUAACGGAUACGCCGUUUGGGCAAGAGCAUUGCUUGACCCAGCAUCGCAAAUAAAUUUGAUCACGGAGCAAUUAGCACAAAGACUAACACUACGAAGAUACAAAAACCACCAAGAAAUUGGAGGUGUAGGAAAUUCGCAAAUCAUCUCAUCUCACUCUGUCGUCGCACGAAUUCAUUCUCAUUGUUCGAAUUUUAUCGCUGAUUUCUCGCUACAUGUUUUGCCGGGAAUCACCAGAGAACUCCCGAGCAGGACAAUUCAUACAGAAAAAUGGAAACUUCCCAAAAAUAUCGUACUCGCCGACCCUACAUUCAACGAACCUAGUCUAAUCGACAUGAUUUUAGGAAUGGAGGUUUAUUAUGAUCUGAUUGAAGACGGACUUAUACGACUAGGUCCAGAGCAACCGGUUUUGCAAAAAACUGUCCUAGGAUGGGUGGUGUCGGGAAAAGUAGGACCACCACCACCAUCAACAGCACCCAGUUUUACGCACGUUUGUAAUGUGCAAUCCUUCGAUAACCAACUAGCACGUCUUUUCGAGUUGGAAGCUUGCCAAACUAGCAGCACAUUCUCCGUAGAGGAAACGUAUUGUAAAGCACAUUUUUCCAACACAACUACACGUGAUGCUACCGGACGAUUCAUUGUUCGCCUUCCGAAGCGCUCUGAUAAAAUUUCCACGCUUGGUAGCUCAAAGGAAGUUGCCGCUCGUCGCUUUUUCGCUUUAGAGCGUCGCCUAACCUUAAAUUCCUCGUUGAAAAAAUCCUAUUGCGAAUUUAUUGAGGAAUAUCGCCGACUGGGUCACAUGAAAGAAGCAUCAUCAGACAAACCCAAUAGUAAUUUGCCAACAUACUAUUUACCGCACCAUUGCAUAGUUAAACCCGAAAGUCUUACUACGAAAUUGAGGGUCGUCUUCGAUGCCUCCUGUGCUACUGACACCGGAGUGUCACUAAACGAUGUGCUCAUGGUCGGACCUGUCAUGCAAGACGACUUGAUCGCGAUAAUUUUGCGCUUUCGUAUGUUUCGAUACGCAAUAAUAUCUGAUAUCGAAAAAAUGUUUCGGCAGAUUGUCGUUCAUCCAUCCGACUGCCAACUCCAACAAAUCUUAUGGCGAGACACGCCCACAGAACCACUAAAGACUUACCAGCUUACAACAGUCACUUACGGGACAUCGAGUGCCCCGUACCUAGCAACUAGAUGUUUAAAGGAGUUAGCCAAAAUUGGUGAAAAUGCACAUCCUCUCGCCGCAAGAGUGACAUCCAAUGACUUUUAUAUGGAUGACUUAUUAACCGGAGUUGAUGAUAUCACGACAGGUCAGCAGCUUUGUGCGCAGCUGAUACAAUUACAUCAGUCCGCCGGGUUUUGCUUACGCAAGUGGUCUUCCAACUGUCCCUCAAUCCUCGCACAGAUUCCUCUUGACUUGCGAGACGAGAGAACGCUUUUAGAGUUAGAACCUUCUUCGAAUCCAAUCAAAACACUAGGGCUACAGUGGCAAACGACAACGGAUCAGUUUCUCUUCAAUGUUCCGCGAUGGAACGAUUGUAAGACGUUCACGAAAAGAGUCAUUUUGUCAGAUGCUGCUAAACUCUUUGAUCCACUUGGAUUAGUUGGACCAGCUAUUGUCACAGCUAAGAUUUAUUUGCAACACCUUUGGCGAAACCAAAAAUCUUGGGAUGAACCGCUAGAUCAAGAAUUGUGUGAACGGUGGAUUGAAUUCAGACACAAUCUCGAAUCUCUCAGGCAUAUCGCAGUUCCCCGAUGGGUCAUUCGUAUUGGAAAUCCUAUCAUGAUUGAGAUGCACGGAUUUUGUGAUGCCUCCGAAAAGGCAUACGGCGCGUGUCUCUAUUUACGCGCAGUAGCUAGAAACGGAGAUGUUGCAGUAAACCUUUUUGUAGCAAAAUCUAAGGUCGCUCCUCUGGGCGGCACACGAAAACAGAAAAGAGUUUGCCUGCCUCGACUAGAACUUUCGUCAGCCUUGCUUCUCUCUCACCUAUAUCAAAAGGUUCAAAGCUCCAUCAAGCAUGAGAUGAAAGCAUUUUUCUGGACAGAUUCCACUAUCGUCCUCCACUGGCUAGCCAGCACGCCUUCCCGGUGGAAAACAUUUGUUGCGAACAGGGUCUCGGAGAUCCAACACAUAACAUCGUCUGGAUUGUGGACUCAUGUUCCCGGGACAGAGAACCCUGCGGACAUAAUAUCUCGUGGAAUGGACCCUGCUCAACUCCAGCAUACCAAUCUCUGGUGGAAUGGACCACCUUGGCUGUCUCAAUCGACGAGAUUUUGGCCAGCGUUUCAACGACCUGCCAGAGAAAACAUUCGGCGAGAAGACCUAGAAGAACAGCCGAUCUCGUUAGCCGUACAGCCAAUCCCGCCGAACCAAAUCUUCGCAUUACGGUCAACCUAUAUUGCACUACUUCGUCUAGUGGCAUGGAUUCAUCGAUUCCGUUUCAAUGCUGAUCCUCGUAAUCGUCAUCAGCGCCAACAAGGUCAGUUAGGACCCUCCGAAUUAGAAAGGUCUGUUGAAAUAUUAGUGAGAAUUGCACAACACGAAAUAUUUCGUGAAGAAUUUGCUUGUUUAGAAGGCAACGAACAAGUGAACAGAAGUUCAAAAUUGAAGAAUUUAGUUCCCUUCAUUUCCAACGGAAUACUACGCGUUCGAGGCCGAUUGCGUAACGCUGCAGUUUCGUCGAAUAGAAUGCAUCCAAUGAUUUUACCCCCCAACCACCCACUAACAACAAUGAUAGCUCAAUAUUACCAUGAGAAAAUGCUUCAUGCCGGACCGCAGUUACUCAUCGCCAGCAUACGAGAAAAGUUCUGGCCGUUACGUAUUCGUAAUCUUGCCAGAAGAAUUGUACAUUCGUGCAUAAGCUGUUUUAGAUGUCGCCCGAAACUCCAAGAGCAAAUCAUGGGUGAUUUACCUCCCGAGAGAGUCUCUCCAACAUUGCCUUUCCUUUCCACGGGUGUGGAUCUUUGUGGUCCACUGUAUUAUCGUCAUCCACAGCACCGUUCGAAGACAACAAAAUGUUAUGUCGCAAUUUUUGUCUGUUUAUCCGUAAAAGCGGUUCAUAUCGAACUAGUGGGAGACCUCUCCACCGGUUCGUUCAUCGCAGCGCUCCGGAGAUUUAUUGCACGACGUGGAAAACCACGCCUUAUUGAAUGCGAUAACGCAACAAAUUUUAAGGGUGCUACACGAGAACUAUGGGAACUUGAACAACAGUUUAAUUCGCAGCAAAUGAAGCAGGCUAUCCAACGUUCAUGUGCAGAGGACAGUAUCGAGUUCAAAUUUAUUCCACCUCGUUCACCGAACUUUGGAGGCUUGUGGGAGGCCGCGGUGAAGUCGGUCAAGACCCAUCUUCGUGUCACUCUCGGUAAUUCAUCGCUAACAGCAGAACAGCUAACCACCCUUCUAACCCAGAUAGAAAGCUGCCUGAAUUCGAGGCCGCUCACCCAGCUCUCAGCUGAUCCCGAAGAUCUCGAUGUGUUAACUCCGGGACAUUUUUUAAUCCAUCGCCCACUCACUGCAGUAGCCGAACCGUCACUCGAAAGCAUUCCCUCGAACCGACUCGAUCGCUGGCAGAUCGUACAGGAAUAUUUACGCAGGCUGUGGAAACGGUGGAACACGGAAUACCUCUCCAGCUUGCAGCCUCGUACCAAAUGGACCACUGAAAAGGACAAUAUCCGUAUCGGAACUAUGGUUCUGGUAAAGGAGGACAACCUGCCACCCCUCAAAUGGCGUUACGGAAGAGUGACGCACAUCUUCAACGGACCUGACGGCAAAAUCCGUGUCGUUAUCGUGAAAACAAAGGAUGGAGAAUUCAGGCGCGCAAUAUCCCGGAUCUGCGUGCUCCCGAUACGCGACAACUCACCAUGCUCAACCACAGGACAAUGA
Molecule: messenger RNA, 5364 nt
Organism: Toxorhynchites rutilus septentrionalis
Lineage: Eukaryota; Metazoa; Arthropoda; Insecta; Diptera; Culicidae
Exons: 1
Coding region: 1-5364 (1787 amino acids)
Biological process (GO): DNA integration
Molecular function (GO): zinc ion binding; nucleic acid binding
Source: RefSeq, a predicted model, not a curated record